Molecule: messenger RNA, 2016 nt
Organism: Amyelois transitella
Lineage: Eukaryota; Metazoa; Arthropoda; Insecta; Lepidoptera; Pyralidae
Product: enoyl-[acyl-carrier-protein] reductase, mitochondrial
Exons: 3
Coding region: 91-2016 (641 amino acids)
Biological process (GO): fatty acid metabolic process
Cellular component (GO): mitochondrion
Molecular function (GO): trans-2-enoyl-CoA reductase (NADPH) activity
Source: RefSeq, a predicted model, not a curated record
UCAACACUAAAAAUGAAAGAAAACAAGAAAAACCAAGAUAAAAUUUUCCGUUGAUUUGUUUUUUUUAGUAAAAAGCCAUCUAAAGUAAGCAUGGCUCACACACUUCUCCCCUAUUCGAAAUCAGUACUUACAAAAGCAAAAUGUUACAUUACACAGUCCUCAAAUGUGAAAAGUUUCGUCAGGAAUCUGAUGUCAAAACAGCUGGUUUACAAUGAAUUUGGAGAUCCACUACGAGUUGUGAAGUUGAGAGAGACCAGUGUACCACCUUUGGGCAGUCAGGAUGUGCUCGUGAGGAUGCUGGCUGCCCCGGUUAAUCCUGCUGAUAUUAAUACCAUACAAGGAAAGUAUCCAGUAAAAGUAAGUUUACCAAGUAUCCCUGGUAAUGAAGGUGUAGGGAUCGUUGAAGAAGUUGGAAAGGAUGUGGAACGUAUUACCUGUGGAAAUAAAGUUAUAGUUACCAAACCUCUGCAGGGUACUUGGAGGAACUAUGGGGUCUUCAAUAAGAAUGUGCUAAGAGUAGUCCCUGAUGAGUUAGGGGUAGUUGAGGCAGCCACACUCACUGUGAACCCAUGCACAGCUUACAGAAUGCUUAUGGAUUUUAUUGACAUCCAAGAUAAACAAGUUGUUAUUCAAAACGGAGCAAAUGGAGCUUGUGGCCAAAAUGUAAUUCAGCUAUGUAAAGCUUGGGGUGUCCAAAACAUAAAUAUUGUUAGAUGCAGACCUGAUAUAGACCAACUUAAAGCAUAUUUAACAACUUUGGGUGCUACACUAGUUCUGACUGAAGAGGAAUUGCGGAACACAUCAAUUUUCAAGGACAAGACAUUCCAAAAGCCCAAGUUAGCACUAAAUUGUGUUGGUGGAAAAAAUGCAUUGGAAAUAGUAAGACAUAUGGACCAUUCUGGAAAAAUGGUCACCUAUGGUGGGAUGUCUCGUGACCCUGUGACAAUUCCCACUUCAGCAUUUAUUUUUAAAAAUAUAUCUUUCCAUGGGUUCUGGAUGACUGCUUGGAAUGAGAAGGCCUCUCAAGUGGAGAAAGAUGCAAUGGUCCUUGAUAUUGUUAAACUGAUGUGUGAAAAUCGUUUGAAGGGACCAGUACAUAAAAUGGUGAAGUUAGAAGAAUAUGAAGGGGCAUUGGGAAAUGCUCUCUCCAGGCAGGGAUUUACAGGAUGUAAAAAUAUUUCCUUGCCAGCGUUACCUAGUGUUGGAGGCGAUGAAGGUAUUGGAGAAGUUGUUGAAAUUGGUGGGCUAGUUUGUAGAGUUGUCCCUGGCCAACGUGUGGUUCUCAGCUCCAGAUUACUUGGUUCCUGGUGCAACUAUGGUAUUUAUCAUGAGAGAGAUAUUCAUGUAGUUUCUCCAAACCUGUCUCUUCCAGAAGCAGCCAUGCUUACUUCAGCUCCUAGUGCAGCAUACAGACUAAUAAAAGAUUUUAUUAGUGUAAAACCUGGAGAAACAAUCACACAAAAUGCAGCCAAUAGCCCAUGUGGCCAAUGUGUUAUACAGUUGUGUAAAGAAUGGGGGAUAAAUACUUUUAACAUUGUGCCAAACAGAUGUAACUAUAAUAUAAUAGAUCACCUUUAUCGCAUUGGAGCUACUACCGUCGUCACAUUAGAUGAAGCUGAACAGUUAUCGAGUUUUAAUACAUCCCUAACCCGACCUGUCUUAGCACUAAAUUGUUUGGGUGGAAGAUAUGAGGAUGUGAUGCUCAAACUUCUUGAACGUAAUGGCACAAUUAUUUAUUAUGGAGAUGCUUACUGUUUGCCUUUGGUGAAGCAAUUUCUACGCUACGAUGUAACAUUUACUAAAUUUCACAUAAGGGAUUGGGAUUCGAAAGCAACGCCUGUUGAAAAAGAUAUCAUGUUUAAAGAAAUAAUACAACUCAUGGUGAUAGGAAAGUUUAUUGCACCGUUACACCAACCGCUAGAAUUGAAAAAUUAUGUGUACGCAUUAAAAGGCACAACUGCUUUUGAAUCAGAUGCAUCUUACAGUUAUAUUUUUGAUUUGACUUUGCCUCCCUAA